AUGCUGGGCCCCCGCGGCGUGACGCGAGCACGGCAGCUCCGCCCCCUGCGUCUCUGGCCUCGCCGGCCUUGGGGGGAUGGUUCCAUCAUGGCGUCAAUGCAGAAACGACUGCAGAAAGAACUGUUGGCUUUGCAAAAUGACCCACCUCCUGGAAUGACGUUAAAUGAAAAGAGUGUUCAAAAUUCAAUUACACAGUGGAUUGUAGACAUGGAAGGUGCACCAGGUACCUUAUAUGAAGGAGAAAAAUUUCAACUUCUAUUUAAGUUUAGUAGUCGAUAUCCUUUUGACUCUCCUCAGGUCAUGUUUACUGGUGAAAAUAUUCCUGUCCAUCCUCAUGUUUAUAGCAAUGGUCAUAUCUGUUUAUCCAUUCUAACAGAAGACUGGUCCCCAGCGCUCUCAGUUCAAUCAGUUUGUCUUAGCAUUAUUAGCAUGCUUUCCAGCUGCAAAGAAAAGAGACGACCACCAGAUAAUUCUUUUUAUGUUCGAACAUGUAACAAGAAUCCAAAGAAAACAAAAUGGUGGUAUCAUGAUGAUACUUGUUGAUGCCACUGUUACCCUCCUCCUAGCAGAAGAUAGUCCUACUGAGAGAAUGAGCACUUUGAUCAUUCAGUCUUUGAACUUUAACCUUUGACUGGAAGUGACCUAUAGGCAAUGAAGACUACUUCCUUUUACUGCAUUUUUACUUGUGUGCAUUCUGGGCGCAUGUUGAUCGCUGGUUCAGUCCAGGCAACUGACAUGCUUUUAUUAGUCAUACAGUAUUAAUGCAGGUGUCAGGAAAUGUCAAAUAUAAUUCCAUUUUUUAUUUUUAUUUUUUUAAGCUUUUGGAAAAGUUCCAGGUCCUCAUGUAUUGUGCAAUAACAAUGACUUCCUUGGCGGUUUUCGGACGUUCAUUGCCGGCAAUGGACGUUUAACAGGAAAAAUUUUCAUUAACUCCUGCCACCCAAUGAUUAAUGCAUGAUAGGGCCUAUGAAAUGAACUUAAUGGUUAUAGUGGGAUUAUAAGUAAAGUGAGGGAUCCAACAUUACUUUGAAAGUCACCCCAAUUGUUUAUAUUUGGAUUCUAUGCACUGUGAUCCUAAGGUUAACAAGCAUGAAUUAACAUGCGUCUUUAAAGGACUGUAAUGAAAGAUCAUUGCGUAUUUAUUGAAUUGUUUAUAUCUGCUGUCAAAUUGUUUUGACAUGGAAGGUUUUCAAGUAACAUUGGCAGAGAGGUACAAUAUGUUAUCCCUAUGGUGAAAAUAAAUUCAUUUGUUGUAUAUAGUUCCUCAAUCUCUGAAGUAAAGGUAUAAGUAAUAUAGGGUAUGAAUGAUUUAAUCAAGGCUUUAUUUUGGAAGUAAGAAAAAUGGCAGUGAUGAUUCAACUGCUGCAGUCCAUAAUUUGGGCUUAUUUGUACAUUAAUAGUUUUUCCAAGUAGAUUACACUCUGUUACUUCCUGCUAGCCAUCAGCAUGAGCCCUACUGCCUAAACACUAUUUCAUUUAUUUAUGUUUGGAAAAUCCAUAAACAGUUUUUGUUUGCAAUUUUGUUUCUUUUGUUAUAAGUCAAGUUUGAAUGUUACAACACUUCAAUUGGAAAACUUUUGUCAAGUUUUUUUCCUGUAAAUUUUCUUUACAUGUAAGUAUCAUUUUUUGUCCUUUAAUCCUGUACCCUAAAAUAAGAAAUACAUUUUUGACAGAGGCUUAAUGUUUUAACAAAAGAGUGUGGACAUUUUUAUUUUAAAAUUUAGGCAAAAGUACACUAUAGAAUGGUAUGUUUGCUUAUUUGUCUCACACAAUCAUACAGUUUUUCCUGGAGGGAUUUGAUUUGUUUUCUUGUUGUUUAAAAGACUUUGCUUAUAGCUAGAUAAAGUUUUUCUAUAGAAAAAAAUUGUUGGAACGUCCAAUUCUCAGUACCAUGUAAGUUAAUGAUACUGCAACUAGGUUCUCUUUUUAAAAAGCGAUUAUGUAUUUUAUAAAUUACCUUUUCACAUAUGCAAAAAUCUGUUUCUACUACAAUGUUAUUUUUACUAAUGCCUGUUGUUGCACUCUUUUUGACAUAUCCUGCAGUGAAUGAAUAUAUGAAUCGAUUUGAGCUUAAAAAUAAGAGCCAAUGGGCUGAAAGGUUUGAAGUAUGUACCCCAGCAAAACCAUCCAAUCAAUAAUUGGCGAGGAGUAUUUUCAAAAUUGUUUUUAAUCUCUGUAUAGAUGACAUUUUGUAGCUUUGUACAUGUGAAUUAAGGGCAUAUAAUUUUACACUCUAAAAGUAUAAUUGCUGAACUCAGGGGUGGGUAGACUUCAAAUAUAUGUCUGCUGUAGAAAUAACUUGAAAACAAAUUAAAACUAUGGCCAGCCACCAAAUUUUGGACACUGUUUAUACUAUAGUUAGCAACUACCACUUUUUGAAAUUUAACGCAUUUUUGUUCUUCACUAGUUAACACCUAAGUUCUCACCAUAGUCUCUAUCAGUCUUAUUAGUUGCCCUGUUUAACCAAGACAAAAAAUGUUUUAUGGAAUGCUUUCAGCUACUCUUAGUUUUUAUUUUUAACUGCUUUUUAAUAUGAAAAUUGCAGUGACAAAUUAUAUAUUUUUCAUACUUUACACAACUGCUCUAAACUACUGAUUGACUUGAUCCUUGGUGGGGGUGGGGGAAAUCUUUCUCCAUAAUGCUGGUCCUCUUACUAAAAUUAUUUUAUAAACAAAUGACCUGUGGCGUUUAUUCACCAAAGGAAUUAAUAUACCACGUCAAAGAUUAACAGUGCUAUCCUGUAGAUUAAUAGGUCAUAUAUAGCCUCAGUUGAGUUUUUAAAAAUAAAAAUAGCAGUAUUUUAACAUACCUCUCUCUCUCUACAUAGAGAUACCGUAAAAUAAAUUAAAACGAAGUAGAGGAAAGUAAAGGAAACCAAAUAAUUUCAGUACAUUUUACGAUUUAAAGAGAAAAUGAAAUAUCCUAAAAUAUAGAAAUACCAACCAUUCAAAAUUUGCAAUAAGAUAACACCUUAUUCGUUACAUUACUCCCUUGAACUUAGGAACUAUUUGGAAACUCCUUUGCACUUAGAUUUAAUUAAGUUCAUUUUAAAUGUAAGUUACAUUAUUAAAAGACAUAAGAUGUUUACUUAAGUCAUUGCUCUAGAGAGAGCAUUUAAUGACUUUGUAAUAAUAAACAAUAUUUCUCUGUAAUGUUGAAUGACAACAAGAAUACCAAGAAAAUGUACAUAGGAAUAUGCUACUUCCCCCUUCCCUUGCUCUAUGGGGCACUGUCUGCUACAUAGGCCUACAGAAUUAUACUUUCAUAUUUAGACAAUAUGUACUCUCUAUUUAUUUAUUUAUUUAUUUAUUUUAAGGCCAUUCUUCUAGUUUGCCAAAUUCUGUUAAGACAGUGAUACAUUCAUUUCCUUAUUUUGCAUGUUUAUAUCAUGAACUUGGUGCCCUUUCAAAAAAAUAUUAUGUCAAGUAGGUAUUAAUGCCAUAGAUUUUAAAGAGAGAAAUGGUUUUCAGUUUUUUAAGAUAAAUUUUUUAAAAUAAAUUUUAUGGCUGUUCUCUUAAGGAAUUUAAUAUUCACCUCUAAAGGACUGACUUGUAGUGUAUGAAUUCCUCCUUUUAGCUAGCAGGGAAAUAGAGCAUUUUUUAAGCCCCAACAGAAAAUGCUAAAUAAUACCUUUUAUAUACGGUUCAUCUGGAGAAAGAUCUUAAUCCUUAUUGUUUUGACUAGGUAUAUAAAUAUUUGGUAUAAAAUAACUAGAAUAGUUUAUUACUUUUUCCCUUCUGAAAUUUUAAAUAUAUGCAAAUGCCUAUCAUUAGAUUCCUGUGGUGAAUAAUAAUUUCUUCAGAUUUUAAAAACAGGUAUCUAGUGACUGCUUAAUUAUUUCCAGAUUGCAUCAAAGAUGAAUUGACAAAUAAUGGAAAUGAGUAGUGAUAUGAAAAUGGUAUGUAACCACAUAUUUUACUUGUUUCUGGUAACCAAGUUUUAUUUUUUAAAAAGCCUAUUGUUUUUGAAAAUUGAGAUAUUUAAAACUUGUUAAAACUUCUUCCUAAAAAUAGAAGAGAAGAGGAGGUACUGUGUGUUCAAAAAUUUUUUUAAAUAAAGAAAUCAGUGUCACUAGUUCUAAGCCUUUAUGGUUACUGCUGCUUAUAUUUCUUAAUCUUACUUUUAUUUAGUUUUUUGGUACAUAUUUUAGCUGAAUGUGUAGGAUUAUUAAGUGUAUAUAAAUUGGUUUUCAAAAUGAACUGAGGCUUACCCAGAUCUUUUCUGAGGAUUCACUGUCCCCAAAAUCAGCUACUGCACGACUCUGCUAUGCUAAUGCCUUUGCAUGAUUUAGAUCUGUGAAGGUGGCUUUGCAUCUGCACCGCUUGGCCCUCAUCCUCUUUGCCAUCUUUUGCUUUUAUCUCUCCUAUUUUUCUUUCUUCCUGUCUUCUCACAGGUGUCCAGUAUGUCAGUCUUCAGUUCCCCUAAAUCUUCCUCUCCUCUCCCUUCCUUCGUUCCUCUUUCCUUUCCUUGAGGUUAGGGAAUCCAGAGAAGGAAGAUAAUUGAAAUUACAUCAGAAAAUUUUCUUAAAUAAGAAGACUCCUUCCUACAAAUAAAAUAUGUAGAAUUUCUGAUAGUUUAUUUUGGUUCAACAGUAGGUGGCUAACUUUGUUGAAUAAUUGGCUAUUUGAUAAAUGAUAAUUGUAAUUUAGUUCUGAAAUACUAAUAUUAAGGAAGCUUUGUUUACUUUUUGGAUGAUGACUCUCCCAAAGCCUAAUUAUUGUCCAAAUGAAUUGAAUUAAUUGUUUUGGUAAAAGUGGUUUUUUUUCAUUUAAGUUUUUAAGACAUUUUGAGAUUUGGAACUUUUUUUUUUUUAAUAAUUUGUGGGAGUCUUUUGUUUUCUCAGCAUAAACUGCAUUAACGACAGGCUUUAUGCAUCAUCAUCAUUCGAGGCCUGUGGAGUCUAAACAUGUACUUCAAACUUAAAUCUUUAUCCUUCAAGUUGAAGUUCUGGUUCUGACUAUGGACCUGAUGAUUGAGGUUUUCUUUGUGACUUUAAUUCUCAAAGUUAUUGGGACUGAUAAUUGAGGAUGAAUUUCCAGAAUGGUUAUAUGACUGUUUUAUGAAAAAUAAUUAUAAAACAAUAUAACAUCUGAAGACAUUUUGAAUAUGUAGAAGGAAUGCCUGACUAGCAGCUGGUAUGUUUUACCUGAUGGGCUGUAGUUGUGCAAGUUGAGUGCAGUUGACAGGGAAAAAGAGAAACGGUUCUUGUUCUAUUUCUUGGUGCAUACUUUGUCAGGGUUUUGUGAAAAGUUUGCUUCUGCAGUAAUUCUAAGCAGUUUUCCCAAAGGCAAAGCAUGGUGCUAGGUUUUGGCUUUGGCUUGGUGUGACCUCACUUGUCAAAUUUCCUGGUAAAUGGAAAGAUUGAAUUAUCCCACCUCUCUAAUUCUAAAGCCUGAAACAAGACUAGCAAGGAAUGUGGUAGAAUAUCAGAUACCAUGAAUAUAAAUGCAAGUCUCUUAAUAAUUAACCAUAGGUUAUUUACAUAAAUGCAAAUUGAUUGUCAGCCUUGGUGUAAAAUCAUUAACUGAAUAGAUUAUCAUUUCAGUUAUCAGGUAGCCAAGAAUUAAGUCCAUGUUCAAGUUAAAAUGGAUUUGUUGUUUUUUAGUUGGUACCAUUUUUCUCAAUAUUCAGAAAUACAGAUUGUGCAUUUUAUUAAUAGGAAUGGAAGCUCAUGCUUGAGGAUUUGUGGAUGGAGGGUGGAUGUAUAUAUUUUAUAAAUUCAAGUUGUAAAAUAUGUAAAGCUGCUGCUUUUUGGAUAGAAUAUAAAUGUUAAGACAUAAAUCUAUAUAUUAUAUAUUUUUAAAUACAUGUACCAGACUUUUGUUAGUUGAAUAUAAAUUACAUUGUGUGCUUUAUGGAAUUCAGUAACUUUUAUUAAUAAAGCAGUUGUCAUUGAU
Messenger RNA from Suricata suricatta (meerkat), 5897 nucleotides. RefSeq names its product ubiquitin conjugating enzyme E2 W (gene UBE2W). The coding region runs from base 1 to 543 and encodes 180 amino acids. The record is from RefSeq and is a predicted model, not a curated record. The transcript has 6 exons. NCBI's taxonomy places the organism in Eukaryota, Metazoa, Chordata, Mammalia, Carnivora, Herpestidae.